This is a messenger RNA of Selaginella moellendorffii, 2402 nucleotides long. RefSeq names its product pentatricopeptide repeat-containing protein At2g13600-like. NCBI's taxonomy places the organism in Eukaryota, Viridiplantae, Streptophyta, Lycopodiopsida, Selaginellales, Selaginellaceae. The coding region runs from base 316 to 2259 and encodes 647 amino acids. The record is from RefSeq and is a predicted model, not a curated record. The transcript has 2 exons. Gene Ontology annotation, molecular function: RNA binding; protein binding. Gene Ontology annotation, biological process: RNA modification.
CAAGCGUUUGCCUCCUUCGAGUGCUUUGGUUGCUGUACACUGCCGAAGAAGCGUCUCUUCUUCCAGACGAUCCAGCUCUUUCUUGAGCUCUUGAUUCACUUCCACACUGGUGCCGCUGCUCCUGGGACCGUCUUGAUCUCUAUAGAUGGAUCUCCUCGACAACCUCCGUGACUCACUGGCAGCCUGCCUCUCGGCCCUGUCCUCGAACUCUCUCUUCGUCAGUACCUCGACAUAGCGGCUCAAACUCAAGUGCGGAUCACAGCCAGCUCCAUUCGGCACUGUCGACAGUGAUCGUAAGAUCCUUCUCAUGGACAGAUGCUCGCUCGUCACUGCCACUCUGUGCUAAGAUCCAUCAGCUCCGCCUCGCGGGAUCUUCCAGACAUCGAAAACUACGCGUCACUCCUAAGAUCUUGCAAGAACUUAGCCAGAGGCAAGCAACUCCACGCUCACUUAGGAACUUUCGAGGCCGACACCAGCACUUACCUUGGAAAUCUCCUCGUCAACAUGUAUGGUAGCUGUGGCAGCGUCUCCGAUGCCCAAGCAGCGUUUGAUCGGAUCGAGGAGACGAACGUUUACUCAUGGAACAUUUUGGUAGCGGCGUAUGCCCAGGCUGGGCAUAUGCCCGAGGCAAGGCAAAUCUUCGAGGCAGCGCCGGCCAGGAACGUAGUAACUUGGAACACGGUCAUGACAGGGUAUGCUCAACAGGGAUAUAGCGACGUGACAGUGGAACUCUUUGAGAGGUUCCUGGAUAGUGGUAUCAGGCCGACUGGGGUGACGUUCCUGGCAGCUUUGGAAGCUUGCUCGGCUCCCGGGUUGCUGGAGACAGGGAGGAGAAUUCACGACAAGAUCGCGAGGCUUGGGCUUGCGGCAGAAGUGAAGAUCCAGACAGCGCUGGUAAACAUGUACGCUAAGUGUGGGAGUUUGGAGCUUGCUGUGGAGGUUUAUCGCGAGAUCCCAGACGAAGCCAAGGUGGUGGAAGUGAGAAACGCGAUGCUGAGCGGGUAUGCCCAGAACGGCCAUGUCGACGAAGCAAGAAGAGUCUUCGACGAGAUGGAGGAGAGAAGUUUGGUGUCGUGGAACGCCAUGGUGGCCGGCUAUGCCCAGAACGGGCAUUCCGCGGAGGCUCUCCGGUUCUUCCACGCCAUGCUCCUCGACGGUGGCGUGAAGCCGAGCUCCGUCACCAUCGCCAGCGUCUUGGAAGCGUGCACGACAGCAAGCCGAGCCCGACGCCUACACUCACUCAUCUCCGAAUCCAGCAACCUCUCGGACGACUUACGGGUGGUCACAGCUCUCACCAACGCGUAUGGUAGGUGUGGACUCCCCGGCGAGGCCCGGGAGCUCUUCAACAGAUCGAGCAGCAGGGACGUGGUGCUGUGGACGACCAUGAUCACGGCGUAUGCCCAAAACGGGUAUAUCACCCAGGCAAGAGAGCUCUUCGAGGAAGCACCGAGCAAGAACGUUGUUUCCUGGACGACGAUGAUCACAGGCUAUGCCCAAGCGGGCUAUCCCCGAGAGGCGCUACAGAUGCUGCGAAGGAUGGAUGUGGAAGGCGUCCAGCCCAACCGGGUGACGCUCGUCUGCGUGAUCGAGGCUUGUUCCGACGUUGCGGCCCUGGCUGAGGGAAAGAUGGUCUACUCCGAGAUCGCCGGCUAUGGCGAUAGGAUGGACACCGUGGUUGCGAACGCGCUGCUCAAUCUCCACGGGAAGUGUGGCUGCGUCGCGGAGGCCUGGGAAGUGUUCGCAAAUCUCCGGGAGCGCAGCACCACGUCGUGGACCGCGAUGAUCACGACGUAUGCGCAGAACGGGCAUCCCUUGCGAGCGCUGGAGUUGCUCAAGCAGAUGGUGGUGGAGGGGUUCGCUCCAAACGAGAUCACCUACGUGAGCGUGCUCUCGGCGUGCGGCCACGUCGGGGAUUUGCGGCGGGCGUGCGAGAACUUCGCGAUCAUGGUCGGCGACUUUGGGGUGGAGCCGGCGCACUACCACUACAUGUGUGUGAUGGAUGCGCUGGGACGAGCCGGGCAGCUUUGCCGCGCGGAGGAGCUCCUCCACAGCAUGCCGUUUGAGCCGGACGAUAUUGCGUGCUCCAGCAUCCUGGGCGCUUGUGGGGUUCACAGCGAUCGGAGCACGGCUGCCAGGAUCGCAGGGAUCGCGGGUCAGGAUGAUGAUUUUGCUGCUUCCUCUGUGCCUUAUGUUCUUCUCUCGAAUCUCUUCGGCUGUGAUGAGCGUGUUGGAUCUGCAAUGAGAGCUGCACCAGUGUGAUCUGACGCGCUUGCUUUUGCGGACCCGUGGUUGGAUUUUGGCCUCGGUUUGAACAGCCUCGCCGGUGGCGGCGGCGAGGCUGCUUCAGUGAGGCCGCUAAGAACCCUAAAAUGCAGUCGUGUUUUUACUUUUGAAAACCUAAA